Mycena citricolor is the source of this 3750-nucleotide messenger RNA. The record is from the annotation of a GenBank genome assembly. Lineage: Eukaryota; Fungi; Basidiomycota; Agaricomycetes; Agaricales; Mycenaceae.
AUGUGCGACGUUCCAGCACAGAAUGCUGAGUACCGCCUCCACUGCAAGUUGAACGGUCAUACUGGCGCCAUUCUUGACCUCAAAGUUCGCGAUGACGGCAAAUUUUUGGCCAGCGCAGGAUCCAGUGGAGGUGGGCCAAAGAUCUGGGACUUGCAAGGACUAUGUGAGCUCGACGUCGUGACUGUGAAUUCCGAUCUCCGCGGCGCAACGACAAAGCUCCAGUGGAUCAAACGCGAGGAUGACAUGAGCAAGGCUCUCAUCUAUGGCACGCAGAACGGCUUCAUCGUGUGCUGCCUUCUGGAGAAUACGGGGAGCAGAGUGCGAUUCCACGAGAUCUGGAAUUGCCAGAUGAGCGCCCCUGCUGAGGUGACUGGCCUUGCAUUUGAUCCAGCUACAAAUCGUCUGGCAGCUUGCCAUCGUGGAGGGGUCCUCCAGAUGUUCACGCUGAGCGCGAGGAUGAUCGAGACUGAAAUGAUCUCCCUCACCAUCAGCGAUUGCGUCCCCGGAGUUGUUCUGUUCGGGGCGAUGCACAGCAACGAGCGUGAGCUGCUUGUUUUUGGACUAUACUGUGGGCUUGUGUACAACAUGCGCGGAACCAGUAUCUGCAGUGCGGAUGCUGCACGGAGCUUGGGUUCUGAUGCCGCAGUGGACCUGCCCAGCGGCACUCUCUGUGUCAGUGAUCCCCAGGCUGGUGUCCAUCUCUAUCGCCUCGCUGGAGGCGAGCUGGUGAAGAGCUUUGGAGUGCCGGUGAAAAAGACCCAGCGCAUCCACCAAAUAGCGCUGUUUGACUCGAACCGUGCCAUCGUCAGCGGCAGCGACCAUGGGACCGUCUACGUGUACGCACGCCGGGACAAGGGACUGAAUAAGCUCCAAGUCGAUCCUAAUGAGUGGGUCCAGACCGUGACAGCUGCGGAUGUUGUGGGUGUCCCGACCAUCUUCGCGGCGAAAUCAAGUGCGAUUAGCGGGAAGAAUGAGAUCUUCGUCUACCGCAAGACGUUAAUUACGCCUGACUUCCGUGUGAGACUAAUGAGAGGGCUGAAGUCUUUGGUCUGGCUUGUUGUCCUCCUCGCUGCGUUAGCAUAUGGGUUCGAGAAGGUGCUCGGGGACUGGAGCUUCGCAAGACAGAGCAGUGUAAAGAUCCCAUAUGGCAACUAUUUCAACUACAUCGAAGUCCUGAAGCGUCAGCGAGUAGCACACCAAGCGGAAAUAGCGACUUUCAAGGAGCGACAGAACACCCCUGACGCUGUGCUUGAACCCACGCGCGACUCAGAGAAGAUUGAUCCCGUGCAUCAUGUUCCGUUCCUCAUGCCUGUCGACGAAGUGGACGAGCUGGUCUCACGUUUGGAUGGCAUUCAAGUCACUACAGACGCGCCCGCAUGUCCUGCGGAUAUCGAGGUCGAAAGACUGGCCAGCCUUCUCACUGGGUUGGUCGUCAUGGAUGAUGGUGUACAUGCCUCUCACCAAACACACUCGAAAUUGUUCAGCUCUCGGGACGAUUUCCAGGCUGCUGUACCUGACGUCCCCACGGACUUCCUGCCCGUUUCAUCCACAGAAGCUUUCUCCGGUGUUGAAGCUGUCCUGCAGAUGCAAACGCAAGCGUUGCUGCUCCGUCCAUCCGCAAUCCAAGCUCAAGAAACCAAUGUGACUCUACUACAAGAGAUGCUACAACGACUCCGGGCUGCUCAUGCUCAACUGGAUCUCCAGCACGCACUCGAUGCAAGCCCCAAUACCAUUGGUGCGCUAGCAAGCGCUGUCAAUACUGCAAGCUCGGUCGUUCUUGAGGCGGGUCGUCUUCUCUCCAGCAUCAAGCUUACCGGCAAUGAACGGCCUCGUAAGUCCCCCAGGAACAAGUCUCACGUGGAGGGUGACAGCAAUGAGGCGUUGGCACAGAUGGUCCGAGAAGAGGCCACCACGCUCGACUCGCUUAUUGAUGUUGUGGGACGCCUCCUUCCCCCAGAAACAGAUGAAGUCAAGCACGAUACCGAGCAUCACUUCGUCAAUCCGAUUGCCAAAUACGAUGUCAUCGCUCAGCUUUCAAUCCUGCUGGCCCUCAUCUGCCAUGUCGUUGUCGGAAUUAGCAGCGAACCUGUCAAUCUUAUCAUCGCUUUUGUCAACGCAAUGAUACAGGCCACAAUGUCUCUAUGUGCGCGCAGAGGACGUGCCAAUGCAAUCCAAGAACAUACACUCAAACAGCUGCCCACCUCCUUAGAAUCUGCUCUUCGCAGGUUCAAACUUGAUCCUGCCACCACCAUCUACGCAACUUGUCCGGCCUGCCAUCACACGCACACACCCACCAAGAACCCGCUCACUGGUGACGCCUCCUACCCGGAGACCUGUCACAACUAUAUCUAUCCGCAGCGAGGAGCUCGCCAGGUUUGCGGGACGCGGAUUUUGGGGGCACGCCAGGGGAAGCUGCGUCCCAUCAAGCCAUUCGUAUUCACCUCGUUUAUCGACUACAUUGCUGCCAUGCUAACCGAUCCCGAAGUUGAACGAAUGUGCGAGAAAGCCUGUGAUGACGCGUUUGCAGCUGUGCGUGAAGCUAUGUCACAGAACGCUGAUGCGUCUUUGGCGGAGGAGCACGUCAAUAAUGUGUUCGAGGCGGCGUUUCUGUGCAGCUUCGCAGGCCCUGUCCCUGGCAAGCUGUUCAUACAGCGGGACGGUCGCCUGCGGCUCGCGUUUCAGGUCAUGCUUGACUUCUUCAAUCCCAAUGGGACCAGAAAACGAGGCAAUCAUAACUCUAUUGGGCUUCUCGCCGUCGUCAACCUCAAUCUGAGCGAGGACAUUCGCUAUCGUCCCGAAAAUAUGUGGCUGAGUAUCAUCCUCGGUCCCAGCGAGCCUGGCCACGACCAAAUCGACAAUUACUUCCGUCCUCUGAUUGACAAGUUUGUCAUAGGAUGGGAGCGAGGUUAUCGGUUUUCCCGUACUGCGCUCCAUGCCGCAGGUCGUAGCGUAGAUCUCGCUCUCGUCAUGAAUGUCAACGACUUACCUGCGACACGAAAGGCUCAAGGCAUGGCGGCCCAUAACUCACACCAGUAUUGCUCGAUCUGUGAGUGUUUUGGCGUCAAGACCAUGCAUAAUACGGAGUUCCACAAAUGGACGCGACGGGAUAUCACAACUCUUCGUGCUCAAGCGUAUGCGUGGCGAGAUGCGACAACGCAAGUCACUCGAGAUGCUAUCUUCGCAGAGUAUGGUGUCCGUUGGUCAGAGUUCUGGCGUCUUCCUUAUUGGGAUCCCACUUGCAUGGCUGUCGUUGAUUCCAUGCACUGCAUCCUGGAGGGUCUUGUCCAUUACCACUGUCGUCGGGUACUACGAAUAGACACGAAGUUGGCCAAGCGCAAGGAGACAAUGGGAGCUGCAUUUGAGUAUGAGUGGCUGGAAUACAACUCUGCAAACUGCCAUCCCUCUUGUUUACUGAAAACCGAGACGCGAGAACUACCUAUGAUUCGCACCAUUCAACAAAAACUCAUCCAGCCCUUACUCACAGACGAAGCUGACGCCGACAAUGAGCAACAAGAUGAUGAUCAAGAUGUUGAGAUGAUCGACGCUCCUGACCCUCGAUUCGUCCCAGCAGUCACCGAAGAAGAGAUGCACCAGCAGCUCAUGAAGGUCAAUCUUCAGCCGCUCCGCUGGGUUGUUUAUUCACUUGGUCUUGAUACGGAUGCGAGCCGCAUAGCGUCCAAGAAAGUCUGCUGUGAUCAACUCCUAGCUUGGGUGAGCACUUGUCUCGCCUCCUUCCAGAAUAGUCACUAA